GUGACACACCGGGGACUCGGGAAGUUCUGGGAGGAUUACUGCGGAGGAAUAAAGCCGGUUCCGGUACCGGUACCGGUGAUGUCAGUUUCACUUAGUCUCACUUUUCUGCUGAUUCUGCUCGUCCGGAGUUGCGACUCCAGAGACGCUCCACAGACGUGAUCGGAGGAGGACAGGUGCGGAUCCGUUCCUCUGAGGACACGCGCUACUGGGUCACCUGGAUCUUUGUAAAGAAGACUAUGCAUUAGAGCUAUCACCCUAAUCACAUCCACAUUUAUAACGACUUCCACCCAUCAUGGCAUCUUCUCCUGGUCUAACGGCUGACCCGUUACCCAUGCUUCAGCUCCAGGAGGUGGACUCCAGCAAAGCUGCAGAGAGGCCAGCCUCUCCUGGACUUGUUCCUACCAUGUAUAGUCCGCCGCUGGGGAUUGAUGGCCACGCAGUCUGUAUUCCCUCUCCAUACACAGACAGUAACCAUGACUACAAUCAUGGACCUUUGGCUUUCUAUGGUCCAUCUGUGCUGGGUUACACCAGGUCACCCAUCACUGACAGUCCAUCGUCCCUAUGUCCCCCAAUAAGCCCCUCAGCCUUUUGGACAUCCCACGGUCACCACAACCUACCCUCCCUGACUCUGCACUGUACCCAGCCUCUAGUCUACAAUGAACCCAGCGCACAUUCCCACUGGCUCAACCCAAAAGCCCAUGGUAUCAACCCCAACAGCUCUGUCAUCAGCUGUAACAAGCUCCUAGGGAAGAAAUCUGAAGAUGAAGUGAAAUCCUCACCGUGUUCCUCCGCUGUAGGGAAAGCAGACAUGCACUUUUGUGCAGUGUGUCACGACUACGCCUCCGGGUACCACUAUGGUGUCUGGUCGUGUGAGGGUUGCAAAGCUUUUUUCAAGAGAAGCAUCCAAGGGCACAAUGACUACAUUUGCCCCGCCACAAAUCAAUGCACCAUCGACAAGAACCGACGUAAAAGCUGCCAGGCCUGCAGACUACGUAAAUGCUAUGAAGUGGGCAUGAUGAAAUGUGGUGUGAGGCGUGAACGCUGCAGCUACCGAGGAGCCCGACUUCGUCGAGGAGGACUCCAGCCUCGGGAUACAUCAGGCAGGGGUUUGGAAAGAGUUGGGAUCGGCUCUCGAGUGCAGCGCCUCCACCCUACAGAAGUACCUCCUUCCCUGUUUGCUCCUCUCACUCAGCUGCACCAUGCAAACCACUCAUCCAUGAGCCCAGAGGAGUUCAUCUCCCGCAUCAUGGAGGCAGAGCCACCUGAGAUCUACCUCAUGGAGGACCUGAAGAAGCCCUUCACCGAGGCCAGCAUGAUGAUGUCUCUCACCAACCUGGCUGACAAGGAACUGGUGCUCAUGAUCAGCUGGGCUAAGAAGAUCCCAGGAUUCAUAGAGCUGAGUCUAGCAGACCAAAUCCACCUGCUGAAGUGCUGUUGGCUGGAGAUCCUGAUGCUGGGCCUCAUGUGGAGGUCAGUGGAUUACCCUGGGAAGCUCAUCUUCUCUCCAGACUUUAAACUCAGCAGGGAAGAGGGACAAUGUGUGGAAGGCAUCAUGGAGAUCUUCGACAUGCUUCUGGCAGCCACGUCUCGUUUCCGUGAGCUGAAGCUACAGAGGGAGGAGUACGUCUGUCUGAAGGCCAUGAUACUCCUCAACUCCAAUCUGUGCACCAGUCCCCCGCAGACAGCCGAGGAGCUGGAGAGCAGGAACAAGCUGCUGCGGCUCCUGGACUCUGUGAUCGAUGCGCUGGUCUGGGCCAUUUCCAAACUGGGGCUGUCGACCCAGCAGCAGACUCUUCGUCUCGGCCACCUCACCAUGCUGCUCUCCCACAUCCGCCAUGUCAGUAACAAAGGGAUGGAUCACUUGUCAACCAUGAAGAGGAAGAACGUGGUCCUGGUUUACAACCUCCUCCUGGAGAUGUUAGAUGCUAACACAUCCAGCAGCAGUAGCACUCAAACCUCAUCCUCACCAAACUCUGACACCUACUCUGAUGGGUUUCAGUACCCCCCUCCUCCGUUCCACCUGCAGCCGGACUCAGACCAGUUCCUCAUUACCGAUCCAGGUGUCGACAGCUUUGCUGAACCUGCACAGAAAUCAGCCAAAGACCAGAUUGUCAAUGGGACCCUGCAGGCUGGGACACUCCCAUCAACACCAUCACAGACUGUGGUUGGGUCUCAAAUAGACAGCAAUGGCUACAUCCCUGCGGAGCAGUGGCCACUAGAUACGGAGGAUGCAGGUUCGUCAGUGGAGCCAAUAGGUUACAUAAUCCCUGAUCGAGUUGCCAUGGAAACAGCCUUAGAGGGGUGAAAGGACAAUAAAACCAAACCUAAAACGAACCACCCCAGAACAAUGACAAAAGAAACCAAAAGGGAGGAGGAGAGCGAGUCCAACAAAGAAAAACCCAAACUUGUGCUUUUUGUGAGGCGAAGGCCUUUGCUGGUUCCACCGAAGAUGUUUUUGUCUUUGGAACCAAAACCAUUUUUGAUCAACUGCAUAUUUUGUGCUGGUAAAUACUUUCUGUGGAUGCACAAACAUCGCUGAACCUGUCGAGUUUGUGUUCUUUGUUUUUCUCACACACACUUUGGAAUGUUUUUCUCGUUGGUGUAACUUGUAGAAGAAGCCGUCUGAAACCGUGUUAUAGAAGGUGCAUGUGGAACACAGCUAGUGUCAGUAGUGUGACUCUGGAAAAGGACACACUUCUAAUUUACCGUGACUGCAGUGUAGCUUCCUUUUCUUCUGCUGUUGUGUACUUUGGUGUGUAACUCAAUGUUUGUUAAUGCAGAAUUUUCUACUCUUGGGCAACUUGUCAGCACAGCUGAGACGCAGCAGCUUGUGGCCUUUUCCUGAAGUGACUGUUAUAAUUCUUCUCUCUGUUUAUCUGGUUAUACUAAGGCUGAAUGUACACAACAGGAAGUGGACCACAGCUGAAAGCUCAGCAAAAAGAAAAGCAGAAAGGUUUCUCUGGGUAAAAACAGCUGAAACUGGGAACAUCAGGAUUUAGUGCAAAAAUCUACAAAUCUACUUAGACUGAGAGACCACCGGAAGGCUCAGGAACCCUUUGCAGGUGUUUUGGAUUCAUCAGCUGAUAAUACCAUCUAAGUGCUUAGCAGUGCAACCUGUACAAUAAUUAAAAUUAGACACAUACGUUUUGAUGGUCAAGUAAAACAAUUUAGCUUUUCUUUGGGGUAAACGAGUAAAACUGAGAGUUAAACUGUUAAAACACAAAGCUUCAGAAUGUUGAUAAGUUAUGUUCGAUGUUUUUUAGAGUAAAAAUAACUGUAAAAUCUACUGCAGGCAAAAAGGAAAUUUGCCCUAAAAUAAAUAAAAGACCAAACCCACAAUUUACCGGUCGGUCUACGUUCCUACCCACACGGAUGGUCACGAGCUUCGGGCAGGGACCAAAAGAACGAGAUCACGGAUACAAGCGGCUGAAAUUAGUUUUCUCCGCAGGGUGUCUGGGCUCUCCCUUAGAGAUAGGGUGAGAAGCUUGGUCACCCGGGAGGGGCUCGGAGUAGACCCGCUGCACCUCUACAUCGAGAGGAGCCAGUCGAGGUGGCUCAGGUAAGGAUGUCUCCAGGUUGCCUCCCUGGUGAGAUUUUCUGGGCACAUCCAGCCGGGAGGGGAGCCAAAGGAAGAUCCAGGACACGCUGGAGGGACUAUGUCUCUCAGCUGGCCAGGGAACACUUUGGGAUUCCCCCCGGAGGAGCUGGCCCAAGUGGCCGGGGAGAGGGAAGUCUGGGUGUCUCUGCUUAGGCUGCCAGUGAUUUGCUCCACUCUGCCUCCAAAUGGUUCUCUUUUCACGGGUCAGCGCCUUGGGCUUCCCGACAGGGUCAUGGAUGGCACUUUAUAAAUAAAGCUUUGAUUGAUUUUCAUCUCACAGAAAGGAACAAAUGUGCUAAGGUUUUGGCCUCCUCACCCAACGUGCGUCUGUUUUGGAUGCCACUUUGUGUAAGUUCAGCCUUAGUGCCAGAUGAUCUAACCACUGCUAAUGUGUCAGCUAUCCUGUCUGUGGCUUGCACAUGCAUGAACACACUAACAGAUGCUGAAGAGGCUCAGAAUUAGGAUCCUACAGAACUCGUCGGGCCGCAGACGAGCUAAAUGCAAACCCAGUGACACAGAAAACAAUCAACAGUUUAUUAUCAGGCAAAAACACACCAUCUUUACACGUGGAUCACCAAAUAAAACAAACUUUACACACGU
Molecule: messenger RNA, 4198 nt
Organism: Nothobranchius furzeri (turquoise killifish)
Lineage: Eukaryota; Metazoa; Chordata; Actinopteri; Cyprinodontiformes; Nothobranchiidae
Gene: esr2b
Product: estrogen receptor 2b
Biological process (GO): cellular response to estrogen stimulus; regulation of transcription by RNA polymerase II; cellular response to estradiol stimulus
Cellular component (GO): nucleus; chromatin
Molecular function (GO): nuclear estrogen receptor activity; estrogen response element binding; zinc ion binding
Source: RefSeq, a predicted model, not a curated record